AGAUACAUCAUGCGUGCGCUGAAUAUAUCCCUCACUCCCGAUAUUCGAAAGCAGGAUGUCGACGCAGCUUUGGCGUCUAUUUACAAGUCUAGUCGUAUAGGAUUGGACGUAAUGUUAGACUUCUUGAUAGAUAAUUUCGAAAAAGUUUAUAAAUAUUAUGGCGAAUGGGACAGUGUUGGAACUUUAUUCUCUAAAGUAGUGUCCCGUAUUUCCACUGUAGAACAGUUGAAUAAGAUCAGAAAAUUCAUACAAUCUAGGCAGGAAAGCCUGAAGAACAUUUCAUCAGAACUUAACAAAGCUCUUGUAUCCGCGGAAAAGAAAUACGUUUGGUACACGAAGAACGAACGCACUAUUACUUCUUACUUAACCAGAAGACAGUGGAACGAAGAGAAAAACAGUGGAACUAUUCCGAGUACCUUCAGUGUAGUAUCGGUAACAAUAUUUACAAUAUUCGCGUACAUGUUAAGUUGAUAAGUAUUGCACAAACGGUUAAAUAACAUGGAGAUACUGGAAAGAUGUCAACAUAAAUACACAUAUAUUUUUUAUAGAAUUUUAAUAUUGUGUAAUGUAGAAAAUUACAGUAUUUUUGCAUUGUAAAGUAAGGUAAUGUAUAGUUUUAUAAACACAUCGAUUUAAAAUUCUGUAAAUAUAUUCACUGUACACACCAAUCCAAUAUAAAAGUAUUUAUAUUUCUAUUUAUCUGAAUAUCAUGAUUUUCAUCCAUAUUUAUUGGAAAUUUUUAUACCUCGGUUGAUCCAUAAGAUAACAUAUCUCUAAAAGUCUUGUUCUUCGAAGAAAUAUCGUAGAAGAAGUGUUUAAUAUAGAAAGUAAAUAUAUACGAAGUACGAGGUAUUACACAAAAAUUAUUGAAUUUUACGUAAACAUUCAUCAGACGGCGUUAUGCAAUCAAAAACACAGAAGAGAUUAUUGAUUACAACAAGAUAACAUGAUAGCAUUUGAUAUUGUUGAUAAUCAAAAAAAUUGAGUUUACAUAGUUGUAAUGAAUGCCAAUAAAUUGAAGUAUU
This is a messenger RNA of Nomia melanderi (Alkali bee), 1025 nucleotides long. The record is from RefSeq and is a predicted model, not a curated record. Lineage: Eukaryota; Metazoa; Arthropoda; Insecta; Hymenoptera; Halictidae.